Molecule: messenger RNA, 1098 nt
Organism: Stegastes partitus (bicolor damselfish)
Lineage: Eukaryota; Metazoa; Chordata; Actinopteri; Pomacentridae
Gene: ptgfr
Product: prostaglandin F receptor (FP)
Exons: 2
Coding region: 1-1098 (365 amino acids)
Biological process (GO): positive regulation of cytosolic calcium ion concentration; inflammatory response; adenylate cyclase-activating G protein-coupled receptor signaling pathway
Cellular component (GO): plasma membrane
Molecular function (GO): prostaglandin F receptor activity
Source: RefSeq, a predicted model, not a curated record
AUGUCAGCCAAUGGGAGCUCAGAAACAGGCUGCAGGUCAGAGGUCAGAGCCACCAACAACACCUGCAGCCAGAAGGAGCUGUCCGUCACCGCCUCCAUCAUCUCCAUGACUGUGGGCAUCUUCUCCAACAGCCUGGCUCUCUUCAUCCUGGUCAAAUCCUACAACCGUGUCCGGCUCAAGUCCAAGGCGUCCUUCCUGCUGUUUGCCAGCAGCCUGGUGAUCACAGACCUGCUGGGUCACCUCAUCAACGGCUCCCUGGUGCUCUUCGUCUACAGCUACCAGAAGAAAUGGGAGACUUUUGAUCCUCAUCGCAUCGUGUGCAGCGUCUUUGGGAUGUGCAUGGUGUUCUUCGGCUUGAGCCCCUUGUUCCUGGGCAGCGUCAUGGCCGUGGAGCGCUGCAUCGGAGUCACCAGGCCCAUUUUCCACUCCACCACGCUGGUGUCCCACCACAUGAAGCGGCUGCUGGGGCUCACCUGGCUGCUGGCUGCUCUGGUGGCUGUGCUGCCGGUGCUGCUGUGGAGGCCCUACAAGGUUCAGAGCUCCAGGAGCUGGUGCUUCUUCCACAUGGAGCAGCCCAAAGACUGGCUGGAUGUGCUCCUGCCCCUGCUGUUCUCUAUGCUGGGGCUUCUGGCGCUGCUGCUCUCCAUCGUGUGCAAUACACUCACGAGUUGUGCGCUGCUGCAGGCCAGACUGCGCUGCAAACAUCACUGCAGACGAACGUCGUACCACAUUGAGAUGAUCUGGCAGCUCCUGGGGAUCAUGCUGGUGUCCUGCAUUUGCUGGGGCCCAUUACUGAUCCUCGUCAUCGUCCUGAGCACCAGAGCCAGAGAUGAGUCCACGUCCUUUAGCCUGCUGACGGUGGUUCGUAUGGCCACGUGGAACCAGAUCCUGGACCCGUGGGUCUACAUCCUGCUGAGGAAGGCCGUUCUCAGAAAAAUCUUCAUGUUGUUUCACAGCUGCUGGGGUUCAAAGCCUCAUAACCUGCACCGCUGGCAGCACAGUGUGCUCUGCAGCUCGGUGGAGAAAAGCAACUCGUCCCACUGCCGCUGCCUCGGCAGGCUGCCUCUGCCAGGCACUGCCGUCAAAUCCAUCGCCUGA